AUGGUAUACGUGAUCGCACUAUCUUUAAUAGCCGGCGCCUUGGGCCUCUAUUACUUCCUCUUCAAGGACCUUGACCUCUUCAAGAAGAAUGGUAUACCGCAUAUGAAACCUCUGCCGUUAGUGGGCAACAUGGGAUCAACAUUCUUGCGUCAGAAGUCGCUAGCCGAACUUGUGAAAGAGCUGUACGAUGUGCAUCCUGAGGCCAAGUAUACCGGUAUGUACGAAAUGACGAGUCCGGUGGUGUUACUGCGCGAUCCUGAGCUCAUCAAGUCCAUCGCGCUCAAGCAUUUUGACACGUUCCCGAAUCAUCGUAGCUUCAUCCAGGAUGAUCCGCUCUUUUCCAAGAAUUUGUUCUUUCUUCGCGACGAUAGAUGGCGUGAGGUGCGAAGUAUGCUGAGCCCGACCUUUACCUCAAGUAAGAUGAAGGUCAUGUUCAAGCUCAUGUCGCACUGUGCAGCCGACUUCGCCAAAUAUGUGGCGCAAUUGCCGGAGGAGCAGAAGAUAUUGGAUAUGAAAGAAUAUUUUGCACGUUACACCAAUGAUGUGAUAGCUACUUGCGCCUUCGGCGUCAGCGUCGACUCUAUGCGAGAUCCCAACAAUCUCUUCUACCUAUACGGAAAGGAGGUGACUUUAUUCAGCAUCAUUGUCUUCUUCAAGUUUUAUAUAUUCAAGACCCUGCCUCGGCUAGCGAAGCUCUUAAAAUUGAAAUUAAUUCGCAAAGAGAUGGCGAAGUUCUUUAGAGAUCUCGUGGAGAUCACUAUUAAGACUAGGGACGAGCAAGGUAUUACCCGACCGGACAUGUUGCAGCUGAUGAUGGAAAGUAGGGGUAAGAAAGAAGGUAGGCAGGACCUGACGAUCGAUGACAUGACCAGUCAGGCCUUCAUCUUUUUCUUGGCUGGCUUCGACAACACCUCGACAUUAAUGUGUUUUGCUGCGCAUGAGAUCGCGGUGAACGAUGACGUGUAUAAGAGACUGCAAAGUGAGAUCGACCAGGUGCUGGAGGAAACAAACGGUCAAGUGUCUUAUGAAACGAUCAACAACAUGGAGUACCUGGACGCUGUAGUAAAUGAAACUCUCAGGAUGUAUCCACUCGCUAUUAUGUGGGACAGAGAAUGUAUAAAGGAUUUCGAGCUGCCGCCGACGGUAACAGGUGCGAAACCAUUCAUCUUAAAGAAGGGACAAUCCGUGUGGGUACCAGUAUACGGGCUUCAUCAUGACCCCAAGUACUUCAAAGACCCGGAAAAGUUUAAUCCUGACAGGUUUGUCGGCGAGCAGAAGAAACACACCCUUAAUACUGGGGUAUAUCUGCCGUUCGGUUUGGGCCCCAGAAUGUGCAUUGGCAAUCGAUUUGCUUUGUUAGAGACGAAAAUAUUACUUUUCCAUCUACUGGCACAGUGUGACCUACUACCAUGCGAGAAGACGCCGAUUCCAUUGGAGUUAGAAAAGCUUGGUUUCAUUAUGAAGCCUAAAGGUGGUUUCUGGCUGAGAGCAAUGCCGAGAAAGAAACCAUGACACACUAACGCUGUUAAUAUUACGAAGAGCGCGUGAGGCGCGUAGAAAAACGUUCGAUGGCCUGCCGAGUCAUGAAAAUUCAUUUGUAACAAGUACUAAGAACAUUAAUAAUUUAGACGAAAUAAUAUUCAUAAUGGAUAAACAAUGAUAUAACUAUAAUGAAUAAAUAAUAAUAAUAAAUGCAAAGAUAAUUAUGCAUAUAUUUCGACGAUCAGACGGUCGGACAUACAGAAAUUAUUUUCUAUGUUUCUGCUUAUUUCUCUCAAUCUUUCCAUCUAGACAGCUGUAUCGUUUGUAGGUAAUAAAAUAAUAGUUUUUGAAUCAA
Molecule: messenger RNA, 1837 nt
Organism: Harpegnathos saltator (Jerdon's jumping ant)
Lineage: Eukaryota; Metazoa; Arthropoda; Insecta; Hymenoptera; Formicidae
Product: cytochrome P450 9e2
Exons: 1
Coding region: 1-1512 (503 amino acids)
Molecular function (GO): oxidoreductase activity, acting on paired donors, with incorporation or reduction of molecular oxygen; heme binding; iron ion binding
Source: RefSeq, a predicted model, not a curated record